This is a messenger RNA of Leptomonas pyrrhocoris, 5789 nucleotides long. RefSeq lists its product as hypothetical. Lineage: Eukaryota; Euglenozoa; Kinetoplastea; Trypanosomatida; Trypanosomatidae. The record is from RefSeq and is a predicted model, not a curated record. Gene Ontology annotation, molecular function: RNA polymerase II general transcription initiation factor activity; protein binding. Gene Ontology annotation, cellular component: transcription factor TFIID complex. The coding region runs from base 141 to 5789 and encodes 1882 amino acids. Gene Ontology annotation, biological process: transcription initiation at RNA polymerase II promoter. The transcript has a single exon.
AGUAAAGCGCAGCCUUCUCGUUGUCUGCGGUUCCCUCCCUUUUUUUUUAUUGGUAUCUGUCACAGCUCUCGCGCUGCGUACAUUAAUCCCCCGGGGAGUGAACGAACUGAGCAAAGAAGAAAAACAUCAACCACAAGGAGAUGCAGGCAUCGGCUGAGCUACGAAAUGCAAAUCGCGCCGGCACAUGGCCGGCGGCUGGAGCCGAUGCGGUGACGGCAGCCGUAGCAGGAUCACAAACCACGGACGGAUCAAAUUGCCCUCCCCUCACGAUGAACGCCGCGUCAGACAUGCCGACGGCUGCACACGCCUUCGCGGCAUGCUGUCGCGCCCUCAACCACAAAGCCAACACCGCACUAGUGGAACAGUUGCCGCUGUUGCAAAGCGGCACCGUCGUCGACCUCACCCGCAACUACGUCGGCGCUGCGGGGCUUCAGGCGAUCGCGGUGGUACUGCCCUUCAACCGCAACGUGACCGAGGUUCGAGCGCCGCGCAAUGGACUGACCAACGAUGCGGUGGUGAUCUUCUGUCGAGCCAUGCGUGAGCACGCUCGCCUUGCCGUGUUGGACUUUUCCGACAACACAGACAUCUCGCUGGCGGGUGGGCUGGCGCUGCUCUCUCUCGCGCAGGUGAUGCCGUCGCUGCGGGAGGUGCGCCUUGACGGUACCCACGUCCCGUCGGCGGUGCUGGGCAAGCUGAGCCGUGCGCUGGAGAUGAACGCGGCGAGAGCACCUACUGCAGCUUCAAAAAAAGCGUCUCCUGCUUUCGCUUCGUCCUCUGCGCGCAAGCCCAUCUCAUCUCGGCCGACAACCGCAUCGAACCAGUCAGCUGCUACCCAGCAGAAGGAAGGCGAGGCCGCGUUGCUGUUCGCGUUGGAAGAGCGGGUCCGCGCUGCUGUGGGGGACGGCUAUCAGCUGCCUCCCGCUGUCCCCUCCACGGGCUGGCGUGUGCUGGAGGUUCCUAUUCUCGCCCCACCGUUUCUGUUUGACACGGAAAUUCAGCUGCUGUGCACGAAUGUCUUUCCGCGCUUAAAUCGCGAGUUCGCGCCUUACCGACUUGUCUUCUACCCUGUCGUGGUGCUCGGUGCAAAUAGCGAUGGCGUCAAAAGCGAUGGGACGGACACGGCGCUGCGGACCGGCCGAGGAGGGCAACCGGCGCUUCGCACCGUCGGGUCAUACAACCGCGAGCUGCACUUUUUGCCGGUGUGCGAUGUCACUACUGCCGUCGCGCGUGGACGGUUUGCCGCAAUCGAGCUGGUAGGCGACCGCCCCGGCGACUACGCGCAGAUCUCGGCUGCUGCGAUGCUGGAGCUGCAACAGGACGGCCCUGCCGCCCACCGGAACUGCUCUCGCUUCCAGCCACCCGGUGAUGACGAUGAAAGGCGGGGCGAUGGCGCAGCUGCCACAGCGGUGGAUCGUCAAGACCCCCUGCAGCCGGUGUUGUAUGCGGCCCACGAAACAGCGCUGCGCCGCACGCAGUGGCUCCUGGUUGCGACUCGACGCGAAACGCGCUUCAUGCAGGUGCCGGCAGCGUUCGCACCCCUCCUCACGGCGGACCCCUUGGUGGCCCACCCAGAUCGCCACCGCACCGUGGUGCGCGACAUCGUCUACGAUGACGCCCUGGCCGCCACAGCCGCACGGGGUGCUCGCAAGGACCCGGCAAACGCACCGGCGAGUGAGCUGAGCGAUAUGGCGCGGACGCUGGAGUGGGACUACGGUGCGGAGGAGUAUCAGUGGAAGCGGCAUCUGGCGUGGCGUCGUCACGUCGUGGCCUCUGCCCCAGUAAAGGAGUUGGUGCUGUCGCAGUACAGCGCCACGUUCGACGGCACGGACGCCUCCGGCGCGGUGCGGCUGAAGGAUUUGGAGAGUUUUGAGGCCGGCGUUUACGAUCGCCUGCGCGUCCUCGUGCGGGCCUCUCUGAGCUCCUGCGCCUCCCUUGUCGAGGGAGACGACGCGGCGACGGCAGCCGAGGAUGAUGUACAUAGCAUUUUCCACCAAUUGAGUCUGCGAAGGCUGUGGAACAGCACCUUUGCCCAGGCCGUCGCAGAGCUCAGCAGCGGCGCCUUUAAAAAGAACGUCAUGAAUCGUGUCGUGCUCUACGCCGCCAACCCACCGAGCCGUAACUCGCUGCUGCUGCACGGACACGAUGCCACAGGACUGGCGAUGUUCAUGUGCCGCGCCGCAAGUCGUCUGCAGAGCUUCCAGUACGUCUACACGCUGGCCUUCUACACAGCCCGGUCCAGCGUCUUGCUGGAGGAACCGACGGACGUGCGCAGCUUUGUGGUGCAACUUGUGUCACAGCUGACCACUGAUGCUGCGGUGCUGCGCUACGUGCACGCCGAGGUCGACACGGCGCGGCUGUGCACCUUCUUUCUGCAGCUUCUCUCCGGUACGGUGCGGAACUCCAACACGGUGCGGAACUCCUCCACCACGACGAACGCUGUGGGUCGUGCGACGGCCAACGCCGUGUUCAGCGCGGCUGGGCUUCCGGACUACGUGGCGCAGUUCGUGCUGGGUGCGAAAUCGCCCCGCACCGAAGGCGAUGAAGCGUCGACGGAUGGAAAGACAACGGAGGAUGGCGAGACGGCAGCAACAGCAGCGUCAGCGGCGCCGCAUGCGUUUGUGAUUGUGGCAGACGGCAUCGACAAACUCGUGCCACCGGUGCGGCCGUGUGGUGCGUUGGUGUACGACCCAGACGGCAGCAGCGGCCUUGGCAACCGCGCCGAACCAGCCGACUGGUCCGACGACAACAAUGCGCGCGCAAACACACGGGCCUCCGAGUCUCUCCGAACGAUGAGCCGCCGCAACAGCACCGACGUUCCGAGUCCGCUGGACGCGCUGUUCCCGCGCGCGUUGGCUCGCAACGUGCGUUUCAUCGCGGGCUGCGAAACCGAUAGCGCCGCUUUCGACGCUCUCCGUCAGCUGGGCCGCGACAGCGCGGAGACGCUGAGCCUCGGCCCCGCCUCGGCCAACGAGGUGGAGCAGUACCUCUCCCCUGUCAUCCUUUCUCGCCUCGGACUCAAAUUCUCCGAGGACGACUUCGAGUGCGCACGGGCCAAGGAAGAUGCGACGAGUGGCGAGUACGUGCGCUACCUGCAGGACGCAGCGCGUGGGGCGCAGGAAGCACCUGGUUUUUUGACGCAGGCACAGGUGAUUCAAACCUUUCCGGAGACAACGGCUGGAGCAGCGCAGGGCGUGUACGACCGCCUUGUGUGCGUCUUCGGCCUCCCGCUAACGCGCAGCGUGUUGGGCUUUCUGACAGCGUCGCGAUGGGGACUGACCGUCCCCGAACUGCGCGCGCUUCUGCCGCGGCUCUCUGCGUGUCGGCUGCAGGAACUAUUGCGGCUGCUGAGGCCGGUGCUGGAGGCGGAAACGCCACCGGAGGCCUCUGUCGUGAUGGGGUCUGCGAGCGGCAACGCACAACUCGGGGCCGUGCGCCUGCAUGUGCCGUCCUUCCUCGACGUCGUGCACCGCGAGGCGCUGCAGGCGGUGACCGAUGUGCAGCAGAUGGACAACGACCAGCGCGUGUGGCACACCCAGUUAGCACAGUACUACUUGUCGAUUGUGUACCGAUCCCUCGGCACGCGCAAGGCGGACCGAAGUGGCGCGCGACGGAGCGUCAGCGGAGUCGAUGCUGCCGCAACGGCCGGCGAUCCGAAUGACCGCCCCGAGUUGUUGGCCGAGCAGCGCCGUGCCAUGAAGGAGGUGAUCUACCACAUAACCCAGAGCGGUGCCUUCUGGCCGCAGCUCGACGUCAUCGUUCUGUCGCUUCCGUUCCUGCAGCAGGUGUACGAGCUGGGUCUGGGCUAUGCCUACCUGCGCGACCUUACUGCCGCCUUCAACGAGCGCUACCAACGUCAUCUACUUGGUGAGGAUAUCGGCGAAGCCUCGUGGCAGCGUACGCAACCGCAAACAGAUGCAGCGAAAAGCUCGCGCCCAGCGUCAGGUACCGUUGCGAACCCCGAUGCCUCGCGGUACGCCCUGCCCGCCGUGCUCACACGGAUGCGCGAUUACGUGCGCUUUGCCCACGAUAACGGUCUUCUGUUGUCUCUUCGCCCCUCCCUCGUCACCCAGAUUGCGCUUCAGAUACCCGCCAGCACGUUGAACAGCGUGCAUCGCGACGCCGUAACGUUUUCGUUCCGCCAGCUCUUGCAGCCGCAACAACAGACGCAGGGCGGCAGCAAAGACACCCAACAGGCGCAAGCCGAAGUCGACCUGCAUCGCUCCAUCUACUUCACCUUGUCGACAAGCGCCGCGGCCUCCAGCAAGAGCGCUGCCACACAUCUCGGCCCCGUGACGUGCGCCGCGUAUUUGCCGAACCGCAAGUUCAUCGUGACGGCGAGCCGCGAUCGCUCGCUGGCCUGGGUGAACCCGCAGUCCGGCACCGUCGUCUGGCACGCGCGGCAGCCAACGGCCCCGCUGGAGUCGCUCACCAUGUGCCGCACCAGCGCCUACGUUGCCGCCGUCUCUGGCGACCGCACCGUGUGGAUUUACGACGGACUGCAGGGGAAACUAGUGACGCACUGCCGUGGCUGCGAGUGGUUUGACGCGCCGAUCGCCUCCGUUGUCUUCUCCGCACGCGGUCGCUUUCUGUGGGUGGUGACGACCGACACCCGCGCGCGCUGCUUCGAGUGCGAGACGGGGUACCUGCGGUGUACGCUGGGCGUGUCGGAGUUGCUGCUGGAAGGCUCGGGGAAGCAAAACGCUGGUCCGGCUGAGGUCCGAACGGAUGGUACUGAAGGUGACGUGGAUGAUGUCGACGCCGAGGCGACAAGCGAGCCGCAUGACGGGGCGGUGGCGCCCGGCACUGCGGACUGGCACCAGCGUCAAAAUUUCCUUUCUGUGCUGCCCGACCCAGACGAGGAUGAGGUCUGCACGACGGUGGUGGCGCACGAGGUUCGCCAGUGGCAGCUGCAGCCGUGGAAGUCUGCAGUGCAGAGUGACGGAGCGGCUUCGCUUGAGGCGGAGGACAAGGCGAAGGAGAAGUUGGUUGCGUUCGAUAUGACAGCGCGGUGCCGCCUUCUUUUCGCAGAUGACACGGCAGUGGAAGUCAAGCCGUCAUGGACGCGGCCGGAGGGGUACAAGGUCGCCGUAUCGUGGGACCUGCCGGCGACGUGUCAGCGGAGUGAAUGGCGUCGCGCUGUGCAUGCGUUUGCCUUGCCCGUCGCACACAAGGCGGAAGUUCAUCUGCUCGCCCUUCCAUUAGAAGCGGUGAACGACCAGACUAUGGCUGCAGCGGUGCGGUGCGUCUGUGCUUCUCCCCUCUCGGAUGACGAGGAGGUGGCCGUCAUGUGCGCCUCUCCAGACGGUACGUGGUUGGCGGUGGGCAUGAGGAGUGGCAGGAUUUGCCUCUUCGACAUCAGCAGCGCCUAUCGCACCUGGACGAAGGAGUUUCUCUCCACUGGUGGUGCGUCCGAUUCCCAAGUUCCGGGGCUGACAACGCCCGUGGUGUGCGAACCAACCUGUCAGUAUACGGGUCUGAUGCCGGCUCCCGGCGUGUUGUCCGCGCCGAUUCGCACGCUCGCCUUUCACCGCGAUGGUCGUCUUCUCUUCGCCUUGGGCCGCUCUCUCAAGUGCUGGCGCGUGCCGUUGGGUGCAUCUUCACAGGGGGAGAGUUCAACGAAGGAGGUGGGGGAGUACGUCUGGGCGCAGACACUGACGUGCCUUACCGUCUUGCCUCCCCCUGCCGUACCGAGCCGCGAUGCAGAGCUGCCUUCUAACGUGGCGGACGUGUGCGUGGGUGACGAGACAGGUCAAUUGACGCUGCUAAAGCUGUGGAAGCCGAAUUACUGA